Messenger RNA from Lytechinus variegatus (green sea urchin), 1995 nucleotides. RefSeq names its product galanin receptor 2a-like. Gene Ontology annotation, molecular function: G protein-coupled receptor activity. NCBI's taxonomy places the organism in Eukaryota, Metazoa, Echinodermata, Echinoidea, Temnopleuroida, Toxopneustidae. The transcript has a single exon. The record is from RefSeq and is a predicted model, not a curated record. The coding region runs from base 176 to 1522 and encodes 448 amino acids. Gene Ontology annotation, biological process: G protein-coupled receptor signaling pathway. Gene Ontology annotation, cellular component: membrane.
GAUUGGAGAGGGCAAGACUAAUAAAAGUUAUUUCAAGUUCAUGAACAUCGGACAACACAUUAUAAGAAGCCCCCGGCCCAACGUUUUACUUGCGUCCAUCGAAUUCAUAACGGUUCAAAAGUGAAGAAGAAGUAUUCAUGUUUUAUAAGUCUAAAGAAACUAAUAGAUAGCAAACAUGGAGAAGUGCAUAAAGUGUAGGAUCGGUCGGACAGGACUUCGAUUAUUGGUAGUUGCAUUGGUCAUCGUGGUUAAUUCUUCGGAAUAUGUCACGGAUGUCAUGGAGCAGACAUCAGGAACCGCGAUCACAGAUGUAGAGGUGCCAUGGCCGACGUCAUCAUCCGAGAAUAGUUGGGCCAACUUUGCAGCUACAGUGAUCAUCCAGAGGACAUCACCAUCUAAUGAAAUGGUGGGUAACACCGUACGUCCAUUGCUGGAGAACUCUCUGACGUCUGACCGAGGUCAAAGACAGUCAGCAGCCGUUCAAGUCUUUAGCAGCCACUCGACCACGGUUUCUUUCAAUGAUCUGCUGACUGAUUUAGAUGCCACGGGGAGUGGUGAAUGGCGAUGGGAAUUUUCUUGGGAUUGGAACAUCAUCAUGCAACUGAUUCUCUCCCUGGUAGGUGUCUUUGGCAAUGCUAUGGUAAUCGCUGUCAUUGGGGUCCGCAAAUUCAACUCGAAUUCGACAGAUGUCCUCAUCCUAGCCCUAACCAUCUCCGAUCUGCUGACAUCUUUGUGCAAUAUCCCAAUUCCUCAGGCAUCUCAGGUUCCCGCUUCAAUCCUAGGAGCGUUGUACUGCCGCAUCAUCCUCUAUGGGUUCCUCACUUGGGUUUGUGUCAUUACUUCUACAGUCAUUCUUGUGGGAUUGUCCGUGGAGCGUCUGGUUGCUGUCCGCUACCCCCUUCGCUUCCGUAAAAUCUUCUCCAUCCGGCGCGUUUACAUCUUCAUCGUCUCAACAUGGUUGUUCUCCCUACUCUCCUGCUCCUAUUAUUUCAUUGAUAUCAAGCAGAUGCUGGAUGAGAACUUUUCCGAGGAAAACAAUUGUGUCGCGACUGCCUCCAAUGUCCCGUCGCGACUGAGGCAAUUGAAAGUGUUCACUUCAAUCAAUUUUGUGAUACGUUUGGUUAUUCCAGUGGUCCUGAUGAUCUUCACCCAGAUUGCAAUGGCCUAUUCUCUCCAUCUGCAGUCCCGUCGCCACGAUAAAACCAUGUCUCAGAAAUCCGGUCAAUCAUUUCACAUCAGGGCCAGAAACCGCAUCAUCAAGGUGAUGAUCACUGUAGUUAUUGCGUUCAUAAUCUGCUGGGCACCAAGCCAGAUCGCAUGGGUAGUCAUCUCCUUUAACGGAUCCGCUAAAGGCUACCUUGAUAGCACCCUCAGGGAUAUCCUCAAUCUCAUCACUUUUAUAAACUCUUCAAUCAACCCAUUCAUCUACACAUCUCAGUACCCUAAAUUCCGUGCUGCCAUUAAAGAAAUUCUCAUCGGUAAGCCUAAAAACAACGCACCACUCUUUGCAGCGAAUGUAUAAUUCUCUUUCUAAACAUCUGACUAAUGUCAUUUAACAAUAGUAGGCCUAUGCCUAUAAGUACUUUUAAUUCAUUGAGUACUUCUUUUGUUGUAGACUGUAGAUCUUGGAAAGAAUUAAUUUAUGAGGGAGUGCCUCAGGGGUAGUUUUUUGACCCAAUUUAUUUUUAUUGUGUAAGAAUGAUUUUGUCAGUCAGUGAAAGUUAUUUUUAUCUCGACAUUCUCAAUUCAUCAUUCUCUCAUAGUUUGGCAGAUGAGGAGAUGAAUCAUUAUGAACAAUUUUCUUGUAAGAGACUCUUCUUACAAAAGUAUUAUCUUAGGUCCAGGGGCAAAACAAGCACUUUUGGAUAUUGAUCUAAUUUAGUUUGUGAUAAAAUAGUCUGUGUGCUAAAACUAUUGGAAGCAAAAAAAAAUUGAUCUAAAAAAAACAUUGCAAGUUUGUUUUGUUCUCUUUUAUUAUAGUCCAGGAAUAAUAGC